Messenger RNA from Physcomitrium patens, 2787 nucleotides. Its product is annotated as outer envelope protein 80, chloroplastic. Lineage: Eukaryota; Viridiplantae; Streptophyta; Bryopsida; Funariales; Funariaceae. Gene Ontology annotation, cellular component: outer membrane. The record is from RefSeq and is a predicted model, not a curated record.
UGCUCGAUUGAGGCCGACCGUGUUUGAUGGAUUAUGCGGCCGAGGAUUGCAAGCAAACCGCAUGAUUUUGAAUCGAAUAAUUGGCGCUAUAUCAUUAACCCCCUUCCAGGAAUUUCGUGAUUGGUUGCUGGGUUCGUCCAUUCCACUGUUUCAGAUAUCGUCCGCAUUCAUCCAGAGGUCCAUGACCCGCAGCCCGGAAGCGAGGGUUCAUUUUACGGAUUUCGUUGAAACCCAGAUUCGGUGGAGUUGGUGUCAUGGAUGAGGAGCAGUUGGCCGAGGAGGAGGAGUUGGCGCUAAUGGAGCUUUGGGAGGCUGUCGUUGUUUGGGAGGUUUAAGAUUUGACGUAGAAAUUUCAACUGGCAGCAUUGUUGCUGCAGUAUCAGGGAGUUAUAAAAUUCAAGUGGUCGGAGAGAUCCUUGCAAAAUGUAGGGCAAAGAGGGUUCUCUGAAUGUGUUUGGUGCCGACCAAUCCGCCCUUAUGUUUUUUUCUGGUUUAAUCAACCGCACGGAACUGUGAAGGAAGUUGAACAUUGAGCCGCGGCCUUGGUGGGAUUCUAGUGUUUCCGUGCCAUCGAACGUCAUGUGCUUGUCCGAGCAAUCACCUGGUGCUUCACCGGCCAAGCUAGCACAAGCACGGGUUUCCUUCUCCAAUGUGAAGCUCCCACCAUGUAAACCACGUAGACCUGCCACCAGAUUACAGAUUUUACCAAACCAGUCACCACUCGGAAAUUUUGUAUCCGCUGCGGAAGGUCUCAUCCAAUCUUUUUGCACAAAAUGGGUUCCCAUUGCAAUCAGGGCUCGCGAGUCGCUCAUCAAGCAUGCCAAUUUUAAGCCAUUUAUGUAUAUGAAUGCUGCUCCUAUUCGCCUAGCUUCACUCUCCAUGAGCCAAGACCAGAGUGGAGACCCUAAAGUAGAGUCUGUGCGUCCUAGUCGGCGUAAAGUUCCUGGACUACAAAUCGGGCAAGAAGCUCCUCAAGAGGAAGAGAGGGUAUUGAUAAGUGAGAUUUUAAUACAAGACAAGGAUGGUCAGGAGCUCACGGAUCCCGAGCUCAACAGUACUGCGUGGCAAGCGUUGAAGGCAUGCAAGCCCAAUUUUGCUUUGACUACCUCUGAGGUUCAGGCCGAUGUCCACCGAAUCAUCGACACAGGCUUCUUUGCCUCGUGUAUGCCGUCAGCGGAGGAUACUCGAGACGGUGUGCGCCUCAUAUUCAAGGUAGAGCCGAACCAGGAGUUGAGAGGACUUGUAUGCAACGGUGCCAAUGUGCUACCUACCCGAGUAGUGCAGAAUGCAUUUCGUGCUGAAUUUGGAAAGGUGGUCAAUAUUCAACGUCUCAACACUGUCCUUGAUACGCUUAAUGGGUGGUACAGAGCCCGUGGACUUUUUGGGCAGGUCACUGAUGUUGAGAUUCUACAAGAUGGUGUUAUUAAAGUCCAAGUCGCAGAGGCAGAGGUGCACAACAUCAACAUUAGAUUUCUGGAUAGAAAGACUGGAGAGCCGACUGUUGGGAAGACAAGGCCAGAUACUCUUCUUCGUCAGUUGACGACCAAGAAAGGGCAGGUGUAUAGUCUGCAACAAGGGCGACGGGAUGUAGAAACUGUCUUCACUAUGGGUAUUAUGGAGGAUGUAAAUUUGGUUCCACAGCCUGCCGGUGAUACAGGCAUGGUGGAUUUAACAAUGAAUGUAGUGGAGCGUGUGACUGGCGGCUUUUCAGCAGGAGGUGGUUUAUCUGGCAAUGGGAUCUCAAAUGGAGCUCUCUCAGGUCUUGUUGGAAGCUUUGCAUAUUCACAUAGGAAUGCAUUUGGACGGAAUCAGAAGUUGAAUGUCUCAUUGGAGAGAGGACAAGUUGAUUCCAUGUUUAGGAUAAACUACACCGACCCUUGGAUCGAAGGUGACGAUAAGCGAACAUCCCGGUCCAUUAAUAUUCAGAACUCACGAGCACCUGGGACCACUGUGCAUGGUGUCCGUAGAGAUGCGCUGACAUCCGGUCCAUUGCAUGGGGGUGUGACGAUAGGUAGGCUAACGGCAGGUGUAGAUUAUAGUCGACCAUUGAGACCAAAAUGGAGUGGCACUGCUGGGAUCAAUUUUCAACGAGCGGGAGCUCGAGAUGAGCAUGGUUCAGUGAAGGUUGUUGAUAUGUACGGUGGUCCUCUCACAUUCAGUGGCCGAGCUUAUGAUGACAUGCUGGUGGCCAAACUGGAAACUGUCUACACAGAUUCGGGAGACAACGGUUCAUCUCAACUUGUUUUCAACACAGAACAGGGAUUGCCUAUUGCUGCAGAUUGGCUCUUUUUCAACCGAAUAAAUGUACGUGCAAGGCAGGGUCUUCGUCUUGGCCCUGUCCGCUGCAUAGCAAGUUUUUCAGGAGGUACUGUGAUUGGUGACUUGGCACCCCACGAAGCUUUUCCUAUUGGGGGCACCAACAGUGUUCGAGGCUAUGAUGAAGGGUCUGUGGGAUCAGGCCGGUCAUGCGUUGUUGCAAGUGGCGAAAUCUCCAUUCCUCUUGCUGGACCUGUGGAGGGAGCGGUUUUUGCAGAUUAUGGUUCUGACCUGGGUUCUGGAAGUACCGUACCAGGGGACCCGGCAGGAGUGCGUGGAAAACCUGGGAAUGGGUAUGGAUAUGGGGCUGGGCUUAGAGUGGACUCACCUUUGGGACCAUUACGGUUGGAGUAUGCAUUCAACGAUUGUAAGGCUCGCCGGUUUCACUUUGGAAUUGGCUACAGAAAUUGACAUGCUCCAGUUCAUGGUUUCGCUUUCAUCACACAUUCGGAACCAUCUUCGUUGCCUCAA